AUGAUUGAAGAAGACGAACAGACCGUCGCCCUCGAUGACAGCUAUCGGGAGAUUGUUCGAUUUGCCAACCGAGACUUUCAACGCUAUGCCUUGGAAAACGGAGUGUACUUCGCUCCUGUCGACGAUGACGAGAUCGACCGCCUGCAGUACAUGCACGCUAUUUUCAACAUGAUGUUCGACAACCGACUGAUCUUCCCGCCCAUCCCGAACCCUCAAAGAAUUCUCGAUUGCGGUUAUGGAUCAGCAGCCUGGGCAAUAGAUGUAGCUCGGCAGUAUCCGGAGUGUGAGGUCCUCGGUAUCGACAUAUACCCAUACCCGAUCCCAGAGGACUGUCCACCAAACGUGGAUUUUCAGGUCGACGACCUUAACAGCCCGUCUACCUUUCCAUCAAAUUACUUCGACCUUGUGCACAGCAGGAUGAUGGCGGGUGGCAUUCAUGCAAACCAGUGGCCGAACUACAUGAGAGACAUUUACCGCAUUCUUCGUCCUGGAGGCUGGUGUCAGAUGGUUGAGAUAUAUUUCAACGCGCAGUCAGAUAAUGGCACACUUACUGCCGGUAUGCGACUCAAAGGACCUUGGGUCAUCCUCGAGUUUAGCAUCGUUGCUAACGUAACACGAGACCACGCCCUGCGCAGGUGGUCACAGCUCUACCUGAAUAGCAUGCAGCCAGCGAAAGACCCGAGAGCAGCGAUGCAUCUUCAGAAUUGGAUGAUAGAGGCGGGCUUUGAGCAAGUUGAGGCAAGGAUGUUAACGCUACCCCUGAGUGGAUGGCCGACUGAUCCUCGACAACACGACAUCGGCGCGGCCAACCGCCCCAACGUCCACCGGCUUUUGUUGUCUCUCGCCUUAUAUCCAUUUUCGCGAGUGCUAGGCCUGUCGAACACAGACAUCCAGCUGCUUGUUGCGCAAGCUCGCAACGAGGCCGACAAUCCAGCCUUCAAGGUAUGA
Molecule: messenger RNA, 948 nt
Organism: Thermochaetoides thermophila DSM 1495
Lineage: Eukaryota; Fungi; Ascomycota; Sordariomycetes; Sordariales; Chaetomiaceae
Exons: 7
Coding region: 1-948 (315 amino acids)
Molecular function (GO): methyltransferase activity
Source: RefSeq, a predicted model, not a curated record